Ambispora leptoticha is the source of this 471-nucleotide messenger RNA. The record is from the annotation of a GenBank genome assembly. Lineage: Eukaryota; Fungi; Glomeromycota; Glomeromycetes; Archaeosporales; Ambisporaceae.
AUGUCUGCUAAUCUUGAAAUCUUUUUCCAGGACCUCCAAAAAAGAGGACUAAUUGCUAAUGUUGCUAACUUAGAAAAUUUUUGUCACUUAAAACCAGCGGAAAAAGUAAUUUAUUUAGGAAUAGAUUGCACGGGUGAAAGAUUACAUAUCGGACAUUUAUUUUUAUAUUUUCAAACGGUACGUUUUGCUAAGGAAGGAUUUAGGGUGUUGCUAGUUUUAGGAGGAGCCACCAGCAAAAUUGGUGACCCGAGCGAUAAAGAUAAGGAACGACCUCUAUUAGAAGAAAAGCAAAUUGAAAAUUACCAGGAAAAAAUAAAAUCUCAGUUAGAAAGAAUCUUAAUUAAACCUAAAAAAAUAGAAAAAGUAGACUUCUUGCCCUUAACCCAAUUUUACCAAGAUAACCCAGAAUUAUUAAGUAAUAUUUAUCGAAUACUGAAAAUAAACAAUGAAGAUAAAAAAGAAAAACAAUGA